UGGAAUGCCACAUUUAGCAUUCACUCGCAGAGCUCGGGAAGGGGAGGGGGUCUGGUGGGCGCUGGGACUGAGUAAACACCGGGAGGAAGGGGAAACUCGGGUUGGAACCAGCGCUUGAGAGCUAACAAACACAUCCGCUCCUUGAGAUAAUACAGAACCGGCGGGAUGCAUUGGGCGUUGCUCCCACUCCUGCUCCUGCCGACCUGCCUGCAUUUAGCACCAAGUACUGGGGCCACUGCUGAGGUCUGUCGAGGUGUCCACUGCUACUCGGCGGCCAGUGGCGAAGGGAGCCGGCUCUGCCACGGACCCCACUGCCAAACCAGGUCCUACAUACCGUCCCGGGCCAAUCCGGGGCAGAUUCGAGACCGGACUGGCUGGGCGUUUCGAGGUUAUCAGAGAAGCACAAGCGGCGGGGCAGCUUCCCCGACCACAGCUGACCCCAACCUUAGCCCGCACGCCGUGAGAAGGAAGGGACAAGGUGCUGGGGCCAGCGGGGUUCCCUGCCCGCGGGCUGGGGGCGACUGCCCAGGGAGGCAAGUCAAGCACAACGCUACGAAGGGGUGCAAGGGUAUCGAGUGCAGGCUGCCCCUGAGGUCGCGGCUGAAGCCCAGACCCUGGGCUCAGUGUGCCGGGGUGCACUGUGCCCCUGGCCCGGUCCCACUCCCACUGGGAGCCGAGGUCCUCGCCCAGCCCAGCAGCCCCAUCCACGUACGGGACACCACCGCCCAGUUAAUCGGCGAGAUCCCCGACCUCGGCUACUCCUCCCCUGAGCUGGGAGGCGCAGCGCUGGGAAUUCAGCUGAGUUGUGACAUCAAACCAGGACAUAACGAGGUGCCGUCGGAAGAUGCCCUGAUCUUGCAACUCCAGUUGUCGAAGGGGCAAGAGAAAUUUGUGGAAAUGCUGAAGAGUCAGCAGAAAACUAUCUCUGAUUUGCAGCAGACGCUCACAGAGCAACACGCCACCUUGCUUCACCAGCAAAUAGAAAUUGUGGGACAGCAGAGGAAGAUGUUUGAACAGAUGGAGCUGGUGAAAGUCCAGUAUACCAUGCUCUUUGAUUCCAUUAAGCAGACCUCAUUCCUGAAUCUGCAGGCUGAGAUUCAGAGCCAGUUUGAGUCUCAUUUUCAUGGUUUGCAGAGUCGGAUUCAAAGUCAACUCCAAAAGACAUACGCAGUGCAUAAAGUGGAAGUGGAUGCCGAGGUUAUUGAUGUGGGUGACCACCUUCUGGAGUGUGGUUUUUGCCCAGCUGCUGAAUAUUGUGAUUUCCAGAAAGUGCCGCCGCAGUGCGAGAGAUGUACCACGUGCCCUGCAGGCUUUUUCCAGGUUACUGAGUGCUCUGCCGCUGCUGACCGGAUAUGCCAGGACAAAGAUGAGUGCAUGGAGGAGUCAAUGGAUUUUUGUGGUGAUCGAUUAAAGUGCCUUAACACUCCAGGUGGAUUCCGAUGCCUGGGCUUUGCAGAAAGUGAUCUUCCCUUGGGGCUCUGUGGGCACGACUACUUCUUCAACAGUGAGAUGCAGGAAUGCCAGGCCUGCUUGCGAUGUGACAAAGGCACGGUGGUUCACCACUGCUCCCAAUACAGUGACACCCUUUGCAUCCUGUCGCCCGGAAGCCGCCUGUCGGAAUCCUGGUCGACGAACACCGUGGUUGUGUCGCUGGACCCCGGGCAGACCCCUGUUCAUCUGGGCUUGAACCUGCCCUUGCAGGGGAACCCCUCAUCCGACCUGGUGAAAAAUGAAGGUGGCAAAUUGGUCUUCAGGCAGCAUGGCCUGAUCUGGGCCGAUUACAACCUGGCCAUCAGGCACAACUGCAGGAAUUUCCUCCAGUUUUCACUGAGGCUGAACAUGGAGGUGGAGGCAGAGAGGGAGGAGGAGAAGGAGGAAGAUGGGCACGUUCUCAGUGGUGUCCGCAUCGAGCAGCCCGAGGGAAAGUACUACCAGAGCGCCAGUGUGAGUGGCUCAGCUGAGGUGGAGCCUGGCCAUGUGCUCCACCUCUUCGUGGAAAGCCCCAAUCAGUUCUGCAACCAGAGCAACGAUUUCAACUUCUACCAACUCCACAACCCAUUCAGCUUCUUCUGGCUCUCCCACGACACAGGAGCAGUGGCUAUGAGUGCCCUUAUGACGAGCUCCGUUCACUACCAGACCAGCUAUCGGCCUGUCUUCAAGGUCGUGUCCAUCUCCGACCCCUACAUGAUCACCUUGUCCUUUGACAGUAGGGCAGUAAGAUUCACAGAGGAAGGGGUGGUGAAGUUUGUAUAUCACCAGGCGCUCUACGCCAUGGGCCACACGUGCAUCCGCGAAGGCUUCACCUUGAUUUCCUUCAUUACCAGGAAUGGAAGCGCUGACGAGUUGAUGCAGGUUUAUAAAUCCGGGGUCAACUAUCGGGACACCUCGAUAUCUGCCUCUGGAGCCUCCAUUGUGUACGCUGGAGACACGGUCAGCUUUCAGAUCCACACCCCCGCGCAGUGCAGCGUGCGUUACUUUGGAGAGACGACUGGGAUCAGCGUGUUCAGCCUUGUGUGGAUUCCAUCGGCCAUAUCCUCGGCUAUCAGGCUCGUGGUGUUGGGCUCCGCUUUACCAACAGGUGCUGUGAGGAACAGGUUCCUCAGUUUCCAGGAGGUUUUGCCUGUGGCAGAACAGAGGCCGGUUGUGCUGGUGACAACGGGGCAGUUCGCACACAAGCGCAUCCUGUUCCGCGACGGCGGGGUGGCCAGCCUUGCGUUCAACAUCAAACUGAUUCACUCGUGUGAUAUCGUCAAAGUGUCCCUGAACGUGGUGCCGGAUGAUCGCGGUCAGCCAUCUGUUGUGGCAUACCAGAUUGGAGGUCGGAUGCCUUUAGGUAGUCAAUGGGCAAGUGUCGGUCUGCGGGCUUCAUUUACCAUCCAGAACGGUACAAUGGCCGCCAUCUCCCUGGACUGUGUUCGAGGGCGGAUUAAUCAGAUUGCGCACAAAUACGGGACAAACCUCUCCAUUCUGUGGGUUUCAUCCUAAUCAUUCUGCUGAUUGGGAAAAUUGCCUUCCGUGCUAUCGAGAGGGAAAAUUAAGCUAAUAAAGUAUCACACAAGGACCGGUUUCAGAUAAUGGGCUCCAGCUACAACUCAUGAUGGUUUUGAACUUUCUAUGAUAUCUGACAGGAGCAUGGUUGAAGGUUGCAUUCCACCCCAAAUCUAACAGUGUAGAGAGAAAAACUUCAAAUUUUCCACAAACUGGUGCCAAAGGAGAAUAGAAACUGACAAUGUACAUUCAUGCAAUAAUUUG
This is a messenger RNA of Amblyraja radiata (thorny skate), 3252 nucleotides long. It is a transcript of the gene nell3, whose product is annotated as NELL (neural EGFL like) family member 3. Gene Ontology annotation, molecular function: heparin binding; protein binding; calcium ion binding. The transcript has 5 exons. Bases 166 to 2985 code for a protein of 939 amino acids. NCBI's taxonomy places the organism in Eukaryota, Metazoa, Chordata, Chondrichthyes, Rajiformes, Rajidae. The record is from RefSeq and is a predicted model, not a curated record.